CCCAAUGCAUCGUUCAACGAUCCACCUUAGUCUCACACGAACACACGCAUGGCAUGGACGCAUUCUCAAUUUGGCUCACCUACCUAACGCAAUCACACCUAUCUCUCCCUCAGCUGCACAUUCUCAGCUGUACACCUCCAGCUGACGCACUCUGUUGCCCUCAGUCGUGAAAAAUCAAACCACGCCACACAAACGAUCCACCACGCCACACGGCACCGCGUCCCAUCACGCCUCUCUCUGGCUGGGCUGCCUUCUGACUGACUCUUCUCUGCCAUGACGCCACGGAUCCGUUCGCAGACGACACAUCGACAGCCCGACACACCACAACGAGAAAGGGAAAAGCAAAGAUACGGUGAAAAAAUGUACGCACCUCGGAUAUGUGUGUUGAUUGAAACGACGAGAUAGAGAGACUGGAGGUCAUGGGCAGGGAGAAGAAUGGGGCGAUAACAGACAGACAGACAGAGAUGGGCGCAGUGAGUCGAGUCAGUCAGUCAGUCAGUCAGGCAGGCAAGAGGGCAGAGAGGAGACUGGAUGGAGUUGAAAUGGUGAGCGAGAAAAAGAUUGGCGCAGUAGACAGACAGACAGACAGACAGAGAGAGGGGAGAGAGGCAGGGGAGAUUCAGGAGGUGCAGCAGAGGAGAGGAGAGAGAGCAGAUUCAGACACAGGUGUCUGUCUACCUGGAUAGACUAGAUAGUAGGUAGGUAGGUAGGUAUCGUCCGUCGGACAAUGCAAUGCAAUAUCAAUGCCGGCUGCGUCAACGCCACGCCCACCAUGUGCCAAGAAACCACAUGAAAAAUGGCACAUGUCCACCCCUUCCUCCCUCACCCAUCCCCGCCUCCGUCUCUAUCUCUGUCUGUGUGUGCUUUCCGUGAGGAAAACGAAAGCGCCUGACCAAUCGGCCAGCCAUCGACGAGUGUGAGCGCAUCUGGAUAUGUGGUCGGUCGGUUAAAACCCUCUCCCCUCUGCUCUCCGCGCUCUGGCUCUCUGGUCUGGUGCUCUCUUGUUUCGCUCUCUCUCUCAAGAUCGAUCGGCACACACAGGCCGCCCUCAGGUGACUGACGUGGAUGUCUCUGUCUGUGUGUAUGUGUGUCUAUACACGGAUGAACGGAUGGAUGGAUGGAUCAUGGAUCGCUCUGAAUUGGCUCUUUCUACCCGGCCUGGCCUGACAUGACAAGAGAUGCCCUGUACACCCAUUGGACCACCCAUCCCAUUGACACACACACACACGCACACACACACCCCUCCGAAGAUGAUAGACAUCCACGGAUGGACACACGCAUGCCAUUCACCAGCCGCCCUUUUUGGUAUGGGGGGGCCAUUCGAUGGACAAAAUCCGGCAGGUACCUCACGUCACACGUACUUGUUUUGCUCUCCCCUCACUCCCCUGUCUAUGCCCAUCGGUACGUCAGGUGCGAACGCGCAAAAUCCUUACCUACGAUGCGUUGCGUUGUACGCACGGCUGUCUGUCUGUCUACAGUGAACACGGAUGCGGAAGGCGAGCGCAGGGUGGCUCGACUGCAGUCAGGUAACUGGUGUGUCUUGUGUUCUUGUCUGUCUCCCUUGGCCAUUGAGGUGAGUGAAGAGAGAGAGGCAAGAUGGAAGAACGAAGCGUUGCGCCAGCACAGAGGCCAGCGGAGCAUUGUGUACCCCACCCACCCCACCACAGACCCAGGACGCACCAAAAAGACCCCAAGACGAGUCGCAUCGACCAGAAACCCAUUCACCCCGGUCAUCCCUUGCUUCGUUGAUAAUUGAAACUCUCCCUCUCUCAUAUGUGGGUGCGUCGUGUGUGUGCACGGUGCGCCCCCGCCCCUCUGUACAGCUUCCAUCGCCUGGUAUGGCGAUGGAUGAAGCGAGGCAGGAGCGACCGAGGCCCGCCACGACGGCCACACACACACACACACACUACCACGGACAUGGCAGUUCCAUCCAUCCAUCCAUGUAGCUGCCUGGCUGAUUGACAGAUGGACUAAGGACAUCGCCUUACUCUGUCCCAUCAAUCAGCAUCCACAGGGGUAGAAUCCCUCCCCUCCCCCCCUCUCCCCUUUCCCAGACAGCAUCCGGUCGACAAAAAAUACCGUCCAUCUAUCUAUCUGUCGUCGGUAUUCUUCGAUCUCAUCAUCUUGAAAAGAGUCUCAUCAUCUGCGACAACUGCGACUCGUGCUGCCUCUUCUCGUCACCCUCCCCAGCAGCAGCAGCCGCAUGGAACGCCGAGGGCGACAUCCCAGCAGGCGCGGCCUUCAUGGCCGUCCGCAUCGACUCGUCGGUGCUGCGCCUGGGGAUCUGCCGCGAGAUGGGCGGGGCUUGGGCCUUGUUCAUGCUGGGCUGCGGGGGUGCUCCCGUGUUGCGCCGGGCGACCUUCAUGAUGAGCCCGUUCUUGGUGUGGAUGGUGGCGCCGGUCUUCAUGCCGACCUCGUGGGCGGGCACUGCCAGCUCGAAGGAGAACCUGUCGGCCGAUUGACAACGCAAAGGAAUAGGGAAGGUGGAGAGGUGCACGAGACGUGUGUCUGUGGGUCUGCCUGUUGCCCGCCAGCCCACCCACUGACUGACUGACUGACCUCCUGAGCAGCAGUGAGAGGGUCACGGAUGCCUCGAGAAAUGCGAACUGGUCGCCCACACAUUUGCGCGUGCCCUGACGGAUGCACAGAUGCCAUUCCAGGCCAACCACCUCGCUCUUUCUUCUUCUCAAGUGUGUCGUGUCGUACCCCUCCGAAAGGCAAGAAUGCGAAGUCAGCCAUGGUCUCUGUGGGGUAUAGCGGGCCGAACUGACCCUCUUCGUAGUAGAAGCCGCUCUCGGGGGGCUGGUAGCCACGCCAACUGCACGCAAUGCAACCAACAGCAACAGGCCAAUAGGUGUGUGUGUGUGUGUGCCUCUUCUGGAGAGUGUCCCCGCGUGUGUGUCUGUCUGUCUGUCUUACGCAGGGACGUCAGGGUUUGAGUGCGGCCUCAGGAAUCUCUCGGGGUCGAACUUGUGUGGGUCCUCCCAGAAGAGCGGCGAGUGGUGGAUGUUGUAAAUGGCCAGAAACACGUCCUGACCUCGCAUCAUCCGACAGCUGGCCGAUCCACGCCAUAUACCACACACACAAACAGAAGGAAAGGAACGCACCGGUUACGUCGAGUCGAUGAGUGGAUCGUUUCUCCUUGUUGUAUCUCUGACAUACUUGAAUCCCGCGGUGCCCUUAGGGAAUGUAUCGUCCUCGAGUGCUCGUCGGAUGAGGAAUGGCGGCUCCGGGUACUUGCGCAGCGACUCAGCCAGACACAACCGCAGCAAAGGCAUCUUGUUGAUCAACUCCCACGUGGGCGUCUCGUCACCCAACACGGCAUCAACCUGAAAGCCAUCAGAUCAGCCAUGGACACACGAUUACCCACACUGAUGCGUACGCCUCUCUCUCUCUGUCUCCCGUCUCACCGACCUCUUUAAGCACUUUCUGGAGGAUCUCGUUGUUCUCCGGCAGUGACAGCUCGUACAGCGCCCACGUGAGUACACUGGCGGUUGUCUCGUGCCCGGCAAUGAGGAGUGUGGCGAGGUCGUCCCUCAGCUGUUUGUUGGACUUGUCGAUGUCCUCCCCCCGGAGGUCGACCAAAAAUCUGAGCAGUGAGGCGUCGCUGCAGGAGGCGUAGUCUCGGUUCAGCAGCGACUCGAGAUCCUCCUCACGACCGCCGGCCUGCGCCUGAGGCAACACGCCAAGGAAGGGAAGGGCAGCACACAAACGUGUUGGUUCCUGUGUGUAUCGGUCAUUGUUUCUGGUCUUGGCUGGGUGCUGAGCUGACCUUGGCUUGUUCGAUGAGCUCGUCGAGCACCUCGUUGACCACCUUCAGAUCCCUGUUGAACCUGCACACACACGGGGAUGGACGGAUGGACGGAUGGACGCCCCCAUGGCCAUGUGAGUAGGUGGCUGGUGUUGCUGACCUCCUGAGUCUGGGGACGAGUUGGUUGGCGAAUGGGAGUUUCCAGUAGGGGAGGGGGAUGGUCGACCGGUGCUCAGCCUCCUGCAGCAGACUGUACACGGCCUUGAUCACAGGAGACUCCUGAUCGACACACACAUCGAAACAGACAUGCCUGGACAGUCUGGCAGAUAAAGGCACGUGCGCACCUCUGUAACGGAUCUGAAUUCGUAGUUGAAGACGCUCUUGCCGAUGAUGUCAAGUGACACGCUGUUAAAUGCGCUUUCCAUGUCCACGACCUUGCCCUUGUCGACGGCCUUGUGCAGCUCCUGGACCAGCAGGUGGUUGCAGUCGUUGUAGACACCCACCAUGUGGUCCAGCCACAUCUGAUGGAAGGCUGGAGCCAGCACCCGACGACGCACCUGACCAACCAAUCCAGCGCAUUGACAAUGUUCAUGUGCAGUCACACAGUGUCUGUGCGUGUGUGUGAGUGGGUGUGUGUUGGUGGUGGGGGUUACCUACCUUCCAGGUGGCGGGGUCAGCGGGAAUGAGUCCCUUGCCCAUGAUGGGUUCGAGUAUCUCGGCGAGCACGCCCUUGUCGUACUUGUGUGAGGCCCCCUUGAGCAGGUGCUUCAUGAUGAUGGGGUCGCUCACCACGAUGAACGACUUGGGGCCGAACAGCAGCUUGAACACCCCGCCGCUCUCCUUGUAGUUGUCAUAUAAGUCCAAAAAUAUAGCAUCCGGGUCCGUAAUGCGACCUGAGCAGACACACACGCAUAGAUAUGGAGAUUGUGUGGUGUGUGUGUGUGUGUGCUGGAGAUGAGAUGUGAUCUGCUGACCUUCAGCCACGGGGGCGCCGUCAUAGCUGGGUUGAUGGUCAUAGACCUGGUCGAUGUUCUUGACAAUGACCGCCAGCUGGUCGCCCACAGUGACCGGCUCACCAGGCUUGCCCCGCGGGAACAUCGAAAACAGCCACUCCCUCCCCUUCUCUAUCGUCUCAUCCUUAUACGAGCUCACGAUCCGCAUAUCGCCAGCAUGAGGGCAAGCGGCCGGAGUGCUCCCCCUCGUCUCCGUCUGAGCGGCCGCCAUCUCGCUAUGCGGACAGGCAGACGCAGACUCGAGAGGAGCUGCAGGAGCCGUUGCGGCAGCAGCAUGGUCGGUGUGUUCAAAGGGGCACUUCUCUCCCGGUUCGCUCUCGUGGUGGUUGGCCUUGUCGUCCUCCGCGUCGAUGAGGGUCGGCGGAACAGGGGCGUUGUGGUCCGGCAGGUCAGGAAGGACCGUCACGGAAGAAGUGGGCAGUGCCGCGUCUGUCUUGGUGCUCCUCAGAGACGAGGACGCAAAUCGCGACGAAGACGGUCGAAAGAUGAACGCAGCGCCGCCCCUUCUCUCCACCGCCCUCCCUCCCUUGAGCAGCAGCAACAAGGUGGAAAGAGCCAGGAUCAUGCCGGCACGCGCUGAACCCGUCCGUCGCCUCCUGCGCCAGUCGAUGCAUGGCGGGGAAAACGGUAAGGGGGAGGGCGGGGAGGGGGAUGAACCACUGCCACUCUGUCUGCGAGGGGAGCAUGACGCGCUAGGGGAGCAUGCCGCCUCGCGACAUGGAUGGCAGGACGGGGGUGCACUUGGCGCAUCUCGAGAAGACUCCUCCAUCUGCACAACACAGACAGAGGAAACAGCCAUGAACUUCAGCGCAAUCAAGACGCCUCCGUGCCAUGCUCUUCAUCGUGACCCGAGCAGGCAGCCGCUGGGUUUGACUUUCAAUGAGGACUUCUGGAGUCUGUGAUGCGGGAGGUUCAAGAUCAGAAGAGCACUCCCUCUUGCCAGCCAGGCGCACCCCUGAUGACUUCAUUUCGCUGACCACAGCUGC
This is a messenger RNA of Vitrella brassicaformis, 5750 nucleotides long. The record is from the annotation of a GenBank genome assembly. NCBI's taxonomy places the organism in Eukaryota, Vitrellaceae.